UAUCAUGAAGCCAGAAGGAUCGUAGGUGCCAUGCUUCAACAUAUCACGUAUAGCGAAUGGUUGCCAAUCUUACUGGGACCAUCUUUAAUGUCUCAACAUGGUUUACAUUUAACUGAUCAUUUAUUUGAGGACGUGGCGAAAAAGAGUAUGGAUCUGGCGUCUUUGAAUAUAAACCGUGGACGAGAUCAUGGUCUUCCACCUUAUAAUGAUUAUAGAGAGGUAUGUGGAUUGAGUCGUCUAUCAGGAUUCCAUGAUCUCACUGAUGGUGGAGUUUAUGCUUCAGUUUACAGACAUGUUGAUGACGUAGAUUUAUUUACUGGAGGUAUAAAUGAAGUACCCGUAUCAGGUGGAUUAGCUGGACCAACGUUUGGUUGUAUUAUCUCUGAACAGUUCAAAGCCAUCAAAUAUGGUGAUCGAUAUUGGUAUGAAAAUCCCGAUCUCUCUGUUGGAUUUACGCCCAAUCAGUUACAACAAAUUAAAAAUGUAACAUUGUCUAGAGUGAUGUGUGACGUCACAGGUGUGGGUUUUAUGCAAGCUAAUGCUUUUCUCCAGACAAGCGGAUCGAACCAGAAAUUACCAUGUGAUAGUUUACCGUAUAUGGAUUUAUCCCACUGGACAGAUUUACAGAAGAAAUAAAUAGACGAAUUAAAGGGUUUACCUUGAAAUGGAAAAAAGAUGUACUUAUUUUAGUUUAAUUUUAUACUAAUCAAUGGAUUUAUAAUAUUCCUAGUUGGUUUGCUACACGUGGCUUUAUAUUAAUUUUU
Molecule: messenger RNA, 764 nt
Organism: Patella vulgata (common limpet)
Lineage: Eukaryota; Metazoa; Mollusca; Gastropoda; Patellidae
Product: peroxidase-like protein 3
Exons: 5
Biological process (GO): response to oxidative stress
Molecular function (GO): peroxidase activity; heme binding
Source: RefSeq, a predicted model, not a curated record